Alosa sapidissima (American shad) is the source of this 2999-nucleotide messenger RNA. RefSeq names its product nestin-like. Lineage: Eukaryota; Metazoa; Chordata; Actinopteri; Clupeiformes; Clupeidae. Gene Ontology annotation, cellular component: cell cortex; filopodium; extracellular exosome. Gene Ontology annotation, biological process: actin filament organization; morphogenesis of a branching structure; regulation of cell shape. Gene Ontology annotation, molecular function: actin filament binding. The record is from RefSeq and is a predicted model, not a curated record. The coding region runs from base 829 to 2589 and encodes 586 amino acids. The transcript has 2 exons.
UUUAAAGACACUGAAAGGCACGAGGCACAAACAAAAUUCUCCUCCACAUGCUUUUUGCAUAACAAAAUGUAUUAAUUCAUUGCAAAACUAUAAUAGUAUAUUAGUGAAAUAGCCUGAAAACCCUCAGUGGGAAAACAUGUGAGUUCAUGUAAUGGUAUCUAUGGACAUAUGUAAGGGGCAGAGUUCACCUUGGGCGGGUGUGCUACCACUGCUUUACACCAGUUUGACAUGUAAACCUUCAGGAGAAUGUUAAUCCAGGGUCAGAAUAUCUGCAGGAGAAGGUGGUCACUCAGGAAGGAUUAAGCUACGGGACAAUCGGCCCAUUGGUCAUAGGGGAACAGACAAAAGCCCAUUUAUUGGCACAGAACAAAAUGCCUGUUCUCCCUUGGAUCCGCUCGCUUAUAGAAAUCCAUCACAGGGAAACACAAAAGCCUUACUACCUUCAUUCGUUCAUUCAUUCAUUCAUUGACAUGCAACAACAUGGCUCGUGUCCUUACUCUCCUGCAGAGGAAGCGUUAAUGAUUGUGUUAACUGGGAUGGAUGCUUCCAGCAGCUGAAGAUGAGAAGUGCUGGACAGUGAAUCAAUCUGUCUGAGAGGAAUCAAAUGAGAGGGACAUUACUAGACACAAAGUGAUUAUUUGUUGUUUUUGUUUGUAAGGGCAACAAACAAGUUAAAUCCAUACAAACUAAAUCACGUAAGUGGGUAAAAGUGAGUAAAUAUGGCAGAGGUUGUGGCUGCUCCAUUGGAUCUCGAUGGGAAAGCCAUGACAUGUGGUUGAGUUCAUUAGUGGAAUAACCCUUGGAGCCAUCCAGACUUUGGGAGAGGCUAUGGACCGCUGCACCGUGGACGACGAUGACAACUCAGAGUUUUACGAUGCGGACGAGGAGCCGCAGGGAGACAGAAGUAGUCCUCCUCCUGGCCCAGUCGGGGCUUCCUGUGAAGAACUGACUCAGCCGGCAGGUGGCGAGGCCGAGGAGUCAUCUGGUCCUCUCUGUGAUGCUGAUGGGUCAUCAGAGCAACAGGAGUCUGCAGUAUGCGAAGAGUUACCCAAGAGCCUUUAUGACAGUCAGGCACAGGAAGAAACAGACAGAAGUCUGUGUGAUGAAAGAGAGUGUGAGUCACCAGGUUCUGAAAGUGCCGUGUCAACUGAGUUUCUUGGUGCUGAAACUCAGAUGCUGGGUCAGCUACAGAGUGGUGUGCCUGUAAGCUCAGGAAAUGAGGAAUCGGAAGAAUCAGAAGGUGAACCCCUCGGCUUGAUAACUGCCGAGUCAACUCAGCCUACGCGUGCAGAGAGUGAGAAACUACCCGAGACUCAGAGCGAUGACGAUGAAUCUAGAUGUCCAAAAACAGAAGACUCAGCUGAAUCUUCCCGUAUGGGGAAAGAUACGUGUACUCAGUCUUUAGUGGCUGAGAGUGAAGAGUUGGCCCAGCCUGAGAGUACAGACAGAAAAGCUCGUUCAUCGUUGAAUGAAGAGAGUAAAGAGUCCAGUCAGUCUACAUGCACUGAAAGUGGCGAAUCACUUAAAUAUGCCUGUAAUGUUGAAGAAUCAGAACCAAAUAUGAAACCAGAGAAUAUGUCAGUCCAGUCUGUGUGUACUGAGAGUGGAGAAACAAUCCAACCUUUGUGUGACCACAAACCAUCAGAACUACCUUUGUGUCAGGCAGAUGAGGAACUUGUCCCAUCUUCGUGCCCGGAGAGUGGACAAUCAACUCUCUCAGGAUCAAUUAGUGACGGCGAAGGACUGGAACCGUCUCGGACCCAAGAAGGCCAGUCUGUGUGCGAGGCGUCGGCUCGGUCAGACAGCUCCGCCAGCGUCCCAGAGGCAGCCAGCUGCCUGAGCCGCUCCCAGCCUGAGACUGACAGCGGCAUGGCUGCCUCCAGCAUGGACGCCUGCGACGCAAGCCCGACCAGCCAACAGGAGCCGGAGGAGACAGUGGCGCCUGACAGUGGCGUGUGUCCCGCCGAGCUCCCAGGCGAGCGCGACAACGUGACAACAACAGAGGGCCAACUCUCUGCAACAACAGAGGGAGAACUCUCUAGAAGCCCUGAGGAGAUCGACUCCACAUCAACGGAACCCCAGAGACUGAUGUCUAAGGAGACACAGACAGAGAUGCUGCAGGAGGCUGCUGCCAUGGCUCAGACACAACCUGAGCAGGAGAAAACUGAACAAGAGGAACUAACAGCUGUGGAAGCUGCACAGGGAGAACAGGCAGAAGUCAUGACAGGUGGCAACGAGGCAGCAGAUGCUGUGCCCACACUCGGUGCCACAGGCGGGGGCGACAGGCCGUCCGAAGGUCUGGAGUGUCCUGGCGACCUGUCCUCUGGGGAUGACUUCACCGGCGACAGCCAGGACGAAGUGCCGGGUGAGAGCGCCAAUGCGGAUGCGCCGCGGAGCCACGCGUCUGAUUCCGGCUCUGGGUCCGGCUCGCCUCCCUCAGGAGACAGAGCCUCCACGGGCCGGCGCAAGAAGCCCCAGCGGCAGCACAGUUUCACCAAGUCCAAGUACAACACCGUGUCCUACCGCAAGAUCCGCAAGGGCAACACCCGGCAGAGGAUCGAUGAGUUUGAGGCCAUGAUGAACAUAUAGACUCCUUAGAGAAUCUGCACUCACAUAUCCAUAGCAUGACAUGGUUAACACCCAGGCCAUGGGUAACAACCAUCAUGACUAACAAGUAAUGAUUAUUCAGUUACUUGGGAACAAGGCAAACAUAAAUAUGUGCCCUUUGCAUGGUGACCGAUUGGUUUGGGAUGUCAGUCUGGACAGAGAUUUACAUCUGAAUAUUUAUGUUAGUGGAUAGGAUUGUGUUACACAGUCUAUGUAAUGUACUGAGCCGGAAUUCAGGGUAGAAUAUGUUAUAUAAGGUAGAAUAGUGAUAUACAUAAAACCAAAAUGCUUAUGCAAAUGUUUAAAGAAGCCUAAAGCCUGUAAUCCUACUUGUGAGCAUUAACAUGAAGAUUACAAAUGGCACUAGAUAUAAUUUGCCUGUGUUUGUGCUU